AUGGCGGUUUCUCAGUGGGGCGGGGAUUACUACUUCUCUGAUUGGGCCAAACGACCGAUGACGUCAUCCUUCUUCGUGUUGUCAUUGGCUGGUCCGAGCCCCGUUAACGUUGCAUUACCGCCCCCUUGUGGUGCAACUGCCAACUUAGCAGUGUUAUGGGAACAGGUUUCCUGUUUGUGUGAAAGCCUAAAGCAGAAGGGACACAAGAAUACCAGGACCCGCACCGCGAAUCCCAGAGAGCAGAGAGCUGAGGCUUCAGGAGCUGCUGCCUCCUGCUUCUCUCUUUAUCAACUGAUAUUUGACUUUUUACUGAGAAUAAGGAAACGGAAAACCUCUCUCCUCCUUCUUUGUCAUCAUGUGAUCAUCUCCAUAAAAACUGAAUUUGCUGUGGAUUUAAUUUGUUCGAGUAUUUGUGAAAAUGUGGAGUUAUCAUCAAAGAAAGACUCUUUUCAUUUAGACCAGGUCCUCCACCAUGAGCCUGCCCUCCAGUUCGGUGGCAGGGCCAAGCUCUACAGCGACAGCUCCUCCACGGCGUCUCUGGACUCCAGUGUUUUCUUCAGUGAGACGACGACGUCCUGCGUCAGAGACCCACUCGACUUCUUCACCGUCAACGUUGGGGGGAGUCGCUACGUCCUGUCCCAGGAGCUGCUGGCGUCCUACCCGGAGACCCGGCUGGGGAAACUGGCCUGUUGCAGCCGAGACUCGGUGCUGGAGCUCUGCGACGACGCUGACUUUCUGGAAAACGAGUUCUUCUUCGACCGAAACUCACAGACCUUCCAGUAUGUGAUGAACUACUACCGGACAGGUCACCUGCACGUCAGGGAGGAGCUGUGCGAGAUCUCCUUCCUGCAGGAGAUUGAGUACUGGGGCAUCGACGAGCUUCGUAUCAACCCUUGCUGCCGCGAACGGUACUACCGUCGCAAGGAGCAGAAGGAGACCCUCGAUGUGCAGAGAGAGUUUGAGGCUGACGAUGGCGAUGAGGAUUUUGUGGGCGCCGCCUGCCCGGCUCUCCGCCGGCGCUUGUGGGACCUUCUGGAGAAACCUGACUCAUCACGAGCUGCUCGCACCUUUGGCUCGCUGUCAAUCUUCUUCGUGGUGGUGUCAGUUAUCAACAUGGUGCUCAUCUCUCUGGACUUAGGGGAGGACUUUGGUGUGAGCGAUGUUGGUUUUGGAGCGCCGGUGCUGUUCGACGCCCUGGAGUACGUGUGCGUGGUUUGGUUCACGGGUGAGCUGACUCUUCGGUUCCUCUGCGUGAGGGAUAAGUGUCGGUUCAGCCGCAGCAUUCCCAACGUCAUCGACCUCCUGGCCAUCCUGCCGUUCUACGUGACGCUGGUGGUGGAGAGCCUCCAUGGAGGAACCACCGAGCUGGAGAACAUGGGCCGCGUGGUGCAGGUCCUCCGACUCCUCAGGUCGCUCCGCAUGCUGAAGCUCGGACGACACUUGACAGGCCUGAAGUCUCUGGGUAUGACCAUCGCUCAGUGCUACGAGGAGGUCGGCCUCCUCCUCCUCUUCCUCGGCGUCUCCAUCUCCAUCUUCGCCAUGGUGAUCUUCGCUCUGGAGCAUGACAUCCCCGCCACCACCUUCACCAGCGUGCCGGCCGCCUGGUGGUGGGCGACCACCUCCAUGACGACAGUCGGCUACGGCGACAUCCGUCCUGACACGGCCGUGGGGAAGGUGCUGGCCUUCCUCUGCAUCCUGUCCGGGAUCCUGAUCCUGGCACUGCCCAUCGCCAUCAUCAACGACCGCUUCUCCACCUGCUACUUCACCCUGAAGAUGAAGGAGGCGGCGAUGCGGCACGGCGAGAUGCUCAAGAGGCUGGCCCGCGGCUCAGUGGGAGGGGAGGUGGGGGAGGGAGGCGUUGGGGGAGGCGUGAACCUGAGGGACGCCUACGCCAAGAGCGUCCUGGAGAUGCUGAGGCUGCAGGGGCGAGAGAGGGCGAGCACCCGGAGCAGCGGAGGAGAGGAACUGUGGUGGUAGAAACCAGGAGCUGACACUUGGACCAGAACCUGGUGACCAACCAAGUGACAAGUAAUGAAGUCAAUGUGUUUCGCCUCAGAGAUUAAAUCCAACAUGAUGUAAAUUUGUUAACUGAUUGAUGACAGAAAAUUAAUCAAUAUCAGUUUUGGUUAUUGAUCAUUUACCGAAGCAAAAAGUCAAAUAUUCUCUGGUUCCAGCUCCUUAAUGUGAGAUUUUAUUGCUCUUCUCUUUGGAAACUUUGGAUGUUUGUUAAAAGCUGUCGUCACUUGUUAUUGUUGUCUGAUGUUUAAUAAACUGAAUGAUCACUGUAUUGGUCCAAUUAUGAGACAGUGUUUUUGGAUUUAAACUCUUCACAUUUUAUGCUGUGAAACUGAAGUGUGCAAAACUUUCUUUAAAGAAAAACUUAAAUCCCACAUCAGUUACUCUCCUGUCAGACUCUCUGAGCUGUCAGAAUGAUUUUUUCUGGUUGUUAGCAUUUUUCAAAACUUUCUUUCUCAGCUUCUCAUUGUGACGUCCUCUGACAGCAGGAGGUGAUUCAGUCUGUUUCUGCAGAAAACGACUCGUUUUCAUCUUUCAUGGCAGAAAAACAUGAAACUUCCACCAGUUAAACUGAGCUAAUGAGACACUUUAAAGGCUCAGGAACUCUAAAAUUCUCAAAUAUACUUCCUCAUAUUCAGGCCAAUAUUGUGACUGAUUAAUUGAGAUGAAAUAAUGAAAAGCAGCUCUGAGCAGCGUAAAUAAGACGCAGGAUUCACAUGCUCAGUUAAACGCUGCAAAACGUUUCUGUGGUUGUUGAAUUU
Lates calcarifer (barramundi perch) is the source of this 2777-nucleotide messenger RNA. It is a transcript of the gene kcnv1, whose product is annotated as potassium voltage-gated channel modifier subfamily V member 1. The record is from RefSeq and is a predicted model, not a curated record. Gene Ontology annotation, biological process: protein homooligomerization; potassium ion transmembrane transport. Gene Ontology annotation, molecular function: protein binding; voltage-gated potassium channel activity. Gene Ontology annotation, cellular component: voltage-gated potassium channel complex; membrane. NCBI's taxonomy places the organism in Eukaryota, Metazoa, Chordata, Actinopteri, Centropomidae.